AAACCAAAUUUCCUAGAGAGUCCACUGAAAAACUUUACAACAACAGGAACACACCAUCUGAAGAAGGUAGAAGAGUAAACACCAGCAACCUGGGAGAGCUCACGCCUCACGGUGAAAUUUGGUGUUACUCAUCAUGGAAACUUCAGAUAAAGAGUAUGCUGCUUUUGGAGAGAAAGUGAAACGUACUAUAUUCAUUGACAACCUUUCACCUGUGGCUACUGAAGCUGUUGUUAAAGCUGCUCUUGAUCAAUUUGGGAAUGUUAUUCAGGUCAAGUUUAUCCCAAACUACCUUGAACCAAAGAACAUUGGACAAGCUGCAUUGGUUGAGGUGGAAAAUGCAGACCAGACGAAAACUAUUAUCUCUGAGUUAAGCAAUUCCCCGUUUAUGAUAUGUGGUAUGCCAAGGCCAAUCAGGGCACGUGCUGCUGAAGCAGAGAUGUUUGAUGACCGUCCUAGAAAACCUGGUCGUAAGAUAGUAUGCCGAUGGUUGGACUCUAGCGAUCCGGAUUUUGAGGUGGCCAACAAGAUCAAGCUUACGGUUAGAAAACAGGCAGAGGAAUCCAAGUUUUUGCUCAAGCAUCAACUGGAGGAGGAAGAAAAUCUUUCGAAGAAACAGACGGAGACCUUGAAUGCAAGCUAUAAGAAGUUUGAAAUCAUAGAAAGUGUUGUUAGCAACAGAGUCGCUACACGGUUGGCAGAACGUUACAGAGUGCGUGUUGCAGAUGCUGAGCAUUAAGCUCAUUGUUCGAAUACUUUGCACAACAAACUAGCAUAGACCUAAAGAUUCAACUUCUAGGCGAUUGACAUGUUUUGCUUUUUAUGAAGAUCAUAUUUCAGGCAGUAGAGUUGAAUCUAUAAAACCCUGUGUUCACUUGAUCAUGAAUUGUAAUUUGGCCUAAAUUUACUUAAUUAUGUUUCAAGUAAACCUGCAGGAAAUUAGCUUAUAUCUAAUUAUCUAAGAA
Messenger RNA from Nicotiana attenuata, 962 nucleotides. RefSeq lists its product as uncharacterized. The transcript has 3 exons. Gene Ontology annotation, molecular function: RNA binding. Lineage: Eukaryota; Viridiplantae; Streptophyta; Magnoliopsida; Solanales; Solanaceae. The record is from RefSeq and is a predicted model, not a curated record. The coding region runs from base 134 to 736 and encodes 200 amino acids.